AUGUCACCAGCAAUAGAUACAACUACUUCAACGAACAAUAGCAACACAAGAAAACAGAGGAACGAUAUAGACUAUUCCAAAAUCCCGUCACUAUCAGAAUUAGAAGCGUCAAUACUAACAGAAUAUCAAAUACUAAACAACACGUUAAUAAAAAUAAAUCAACAACUAAAAAAUCUAACAACUACAAAGCCAAUCCAGAAUGGCAAAGAUGUAAAGAGUCAACAAUUAAGUGAAAGCGUGAUACUUAUAGAAAAUUUAAGAAAAUUAGAAACUAAAAUUUCAUUUAUAUAUACUUUUUUCAAAGGUGCUGUUUAUACUUUAUAUGCAAAUGAAGGUGAAGGUGAAGAAGAACUAACAGAAGAAACUUCUAUAUAUGAUAACACGAAUGAUAACGAACAAGAAGAAAAUCAAGAAGAUGAUGAAGAAGAAGAAGAAUAUAAUAAUGAUGAACUAAAUUUCAAAAAACCUAAACGAAGUCAAAGAGAUAAACAAGAUGAUGAAUACGAAAAGGGUGCAAACGAACUAUCAAGUAUUUCAGAUUCGUAG
Molecule: messenger RNA, 546 nt
Organism: Lodderomyces jiufengensis
Lineage: Eukaryota; Fungi; Ascomycota; Pichiomycetes; Serinales; Debaryomycetaceae
Gene: DAD3
Product: Dad3p
Exons: 1
Coding region: 1-546 (181 amino acids)
Biological process (GO): attachment of spindle microtubules to kinetochore
Cellular component (GO): mitotic spindle; DASH complex
Source: RefSeq, a predicted model, not a curated record